This is a messenger RNA of Oncorhynchus tshawytscha (Chinook salmon), 3136 nucleotides long. It is a transcript of the gene il17rc, whose product is annotated as interleukin 17 receptor C. Bases 484 to 2361 code for a protein of 625 amino acids. The transcript is spliced from 15 exons. Gene Ontology annotation, molecular function: interleukin-17 receptor activity. The record is from RefSeq and is a predicted model, not a curated record. NCBI's taxonomy places the organism in Eukaryota, Metazoa, Chordata, Actinopteri, Salmoniformes, Salmonidae.
GAAGGGAGGGAUCAUGCCAUGGUUGAGACAUUCACUUCAUGACUCAACCUACCAUCUACCAGUUACCUAGUAAUGACAGAACACACUAACAACAAAACUGUUGGAUUUCACGGGAUACUUGAUUACCAUAUUCCCUAACUGCCGGAGAGUUGUAGCUUUUUCAACCAAGGGAACUCUGACAGAUGGAUGUGAAGAUGAAAUAUCAAUGACAGAACACACUGGCCACAAAACUGUUGGAUUUCACUGGAUACUUAAUUACCAUAUUCCCUAACUGUGGAGACUUGUAGCUUUUUCAACCAAUGAAACUCUGACAGAUGGGUGUGAAGAUGAAAUAUCGAUGUUAAAUACGGAGGCGUAAUGGUGGGGUUGUGUGUGGAUUCAUCUGACAGCAGUUGGCACAUCAUACUAACAGAAGAAAGAAACACUAGUGCUUGAGGAUCCAAAUGGUACAAACCCCUGGAUGUGGCUAAUUUGAGGACAAUUAUGAAAGUGAUGUUUUUUGAGUGGUCGCUUGCAAUCCUGCUCUCCAUACAGCUUUUGGUUUUAGCAUCGGAGCUGGAGAUGAUUGACUAUGAGAGUCAACACGUCACCUACUCAAAGGGUCUCUCGAACUGCACAGUGAAGGCAUGUGCUGGGAUUCCGAUCCAAAAGUGUCCUGUGGAUGUAAAAGGGCUGGCGGUGCAGCCUGUGCUGUGCUGCAGACAGGACACGGCAUGCAGACCUUGCCUACACAUUCGCCUUGACAUCCAGCCCAGAGACGACCAGACAGCAUCGUAUGUGAGUGUGUGUUACACUGUGCCACAGCUAAUAAUGCCUCUGUGCAAAAAGCUCGAGUUCACAGUGAUCCCUGCUGCUCCGGAUGAGCAGGCUUCAUCAAAGCAGGCCUGGCUGUCACUGCUGCUUGAGUCUAAUGCCCUGUCCUUCAGCAGUCAGGUGACUGUGUAUGCUUGCAACCUUCACUCAACUGUGAUUCUUCCGUCAGUGGAUGAAGUGUGUUCAUCCGCCUCACAGGGAGUUGUAGAGGAAUGUGAAGUCCCCAGUUUCAGCACACUAAUUGAUCCGGAGAGACGUGAGGUGAUGCUGCAAGUCGCAAAGGAAGAGGACAGCCCCUACCAACUAGAAAUGUGCCUACAACAUGAACAUAAUGGAAUGUGCAGGACCUGGAAAGAGAAGUCCCUUCCACUGCACUCUGUCACCCCCUGCAUGUGCUUCCAGUUGUGGUGGGAUAAAGGAGACGAGAGGUCUCGUCGAUCUAGGAGCUGUCCUUUUAGGAACAACACCGAGCUGUUCCAGAGGAACCUAUGGGAGAAUGUGUCAGUAUCUGUGGUGCGGGGCCAGAUGAACAGUGGUGGUGCAAUGCUGUCCUGGAACCUGACUGCCCCCUGUAGGGUGGAGGCUGAAGUGUGGCCCUGCCAGAGAGAUGCAGGCGUGGACAAGGACAGAUGCAGAGAGCUGGGGGACAUUAGGCAGCAUCUGUCAAAUGACAUAUGGAGGGAAAUUGACAGGGGACACUGGCUGAUGCCAGGUGUGUUUGAGGAUGUCAAACCUGGCCUUGAUCUCUGUGUGAUGGUGAAGGUCAAAGGGAAGAACAGUGAGCUUGGCCCCUUCUGUCCCAUUGACUCCAGAUGGUGGCACUGGCGCUGGGGUCUGGUUGUCCUGGUCACCCUGAUGCUCGUAGGCCUAGCAGGAAUUUGUCUCUAUUUCCUGCAUGGCAAACUGAAACGGUGGGCAUGGGAAUGGCACCAGAAGGAGUGUGAUCAACUACCUAUAAGGGGCCACGUGGUGCUGCUGAGCCCGCCGGAUGUGGAUAACUCUGUGUCAGAGCUGGUAUGUGAGCUUGGCUCCUCUCUGCGUGCCAGGGGCCUCAGUGUGUCCGUGGACCUGUGGAGUCGGGCUGAGUUGUGCUCUCUGGGGCCCCUGCCCUGGCUGCACUCCCAGCUGCAGCCCCUGGACAGCCAGGGGGGCCGGGCCUUACUGGUACUGACGCAGGCAGCCUGGAAGAAGGCAGAGGACUGGGGCCAACAGUGGGACCAGCAUGGCCAACAGCGAAGGGACAUAGCCCAGGGAGUGGAGGAGGAGGGGGAGUAUAAGAGGCUUCUCCAGGGCUUGUACUCCCCAUACGCGGACGUGUUCAGUGCCGCUCUGAGCUGCAUCAAGGUGGACCACCAGCAAGGGCGCGCUGGAAAGCGCUUCCUCCUGGUCCACUUUGAGGCCCAUUCUGCCAAGCUCCUCAGCAGUGAAAGGGGUCCCCCAGAGCUGUUCCAAGGGCUGCCCUUGUUUCACCUGCCCUCCCAGGGACAGGAGCUCCUCGUUCAGCUGGCCAUAGGGUCUAAAGGGCCCAGGGCUGGUAUAGGUGGAUAGAGGGGCUGAAGGACGCUCUAUUUACGGACUGUUUAAGGGGACUCCAGGGUUUGAGGAGAGACAGUGGGAUACCUGAUGAAGGGGUUUCCCCGUAAGUGUGUUGUCAUUGGUGUGGAGAACAGCUGACUGUGCCCUUACAGCAGAGCAGUCACCCUGAGGCCUAAUUUCUCCCAGCCAUCCAAGCCUGCUCACAUCAUCACCCCAACACCCCCGGCCACUCACUUUACAUUAGCACUGCAAUACACUAGACACAACUUGUUGGAUGCAGAACCCUUGGAUUAUACUCUAUGUGGUGAUGUUAUUAAGAGGGCUAGAGUUAUUGAGAGUGUAUGAAACAACAACACAGCUGUCACCCUCCGUACACCUUGAGGAUAGACUUCUAUGUGUGACACUAUUAUAUAAGUUAGAGGAGACCAGGGAACAAAGUAACAGUUUAAGCUUUUGUUUAGUAUGAAAAUAAUAUUUGAUGUAGAUAUUCAUUAUCUUUUUAUACAAACACACAUAUCUUAGCUACCAUUAUACACUGUAACGAAGUUUACAAUCUGUAGAAAUUAUGAGAAUAGAAAGGUCAUCACACAGAACAGUAUAUGGCAACUAGAAAUCAAAACUGGAUGGUCUUCAGAGAUAGAUGGGAGGGGUUGAGGGUAGCUGAAGGAUGGGACUAAAAACAAACAAAAGAUAACUAAUGUAAAGUAUACUGUGUCUGUAAAAUGUAUAUACAUAUAUGAUAUAUAUAUCGUAUAUAUCAUAUAUAAAUGUGUAUAAGUUGGACGUA